Pectinophora gossypiella (pink bollworm) is the source of this 4971-nucleotide messenger RNA. It is a transcript of the gene betaggt-I, whose product is annotated as geranylgeranyl transferase type-1 subunit beta. Gene Ontology annotation, biological process: protein geranylgeranylation. The record is from RefSeq and is a predicted model, not a curated record. Gene Ontology annotation, molecular function: CAAX-protein geranylgeranyltransferase activity. The transcript is spliced from 5 exons. NCBI's taxonomy places the organism in Eukaryota, Metazoa, Arthropoda, Insecta, Lepidoptera, Gelechiidae. Bases 262 to 1317 code for a protein of 351 amino acids. Gene Ontology annotation, cellular component: CAAX-protein geranylgeranyltransferase complex.
GUCACUGUCACUGGUAUGUCACGUCAAAGUGUCACUUUAUUCAUGAAUUGAUUCAUUUCUUGCUUGAAUUUCUUGCAAAAAAUACAUUUGUCUCAAAAUUUUCGUGUGCUAAAAUGAAUUAAAAAAAUCUUCCGUGCAUAUUACGUUUACACAGAAAUAUACUGACUGUUUUUUAGUGAGUUUUACACAGAGAAACAUAGUUCAAUAAGUACUGGUAUUUCUUUAACCUCUGUUUUGCCGUAAGCCGCUUUAAAUUACAAAAUGAAUAGUAAAGAGAAUCAAGAACUUGCUCACAGGCAGCAUGUCAAGUAUUUUAUGAGAUUUUUGAACGUUUUACCUUCAUCUCUGUCGUCUCACGAUACUACAAGAGUAACAAUAGCAUAUUUUGCCGUGUCUGGUCUGGAUGUACUUGGGUCAAUAUCAUCAGUUCCCCUAGAUAUGAGAUCCAGGAUAAUAGAAUGGAUUUACAGGCUGCAAGUUCAACCUAAUAAAGACACAGGAGACAUGUCAAUGUGCGGCUUCCAAGGGUCUUCAACGAUAAACAUAGAACUGGACGACGCCAAUAGCCACUACCGGUGUGGCCACCUGGCUAUGACUUACACUGGGCUGUGUAUACUGCUGGCGCUGGGCGACGACCUGUCCAGGCUCAACAGGAGAGCGCUGAUUGAAGGUGUGAAAGCUCUUCAAACAGAAGAGGGCAACUUCGCGGCCACGCUGUCGGGGUGCGAGUCGGACAUGCGCUUCGUGUACUGCGCGGCCUGCAUCAGCUACAUCCUCGACGACUGGUCCGGUUUCGACGUCACGAAGGCCACCGACUACAUCAUCAAGUCGAUCGGUUACGACUACGGUAUAGCGCAAUGUCCAGAACUAGAAUCUCAUGGUGGAACCACAUUCUGCGCCCUCGCCACGCUCGCGCUCACCAACCAAUUGGACAAGCUAUCUGAAACCCAAGUGGAAGGCCUGAAGCGAUGGCUCCUCUUCCGCCAAGUCGACGGCUUCCAAGGCAGACCGAACAAACCAGUCGACACUUGUUACAGCUUCUGGGUAGGCGCAUCCCUAAAAAUCUUAGACACACUACACAUGACCAACUUUGCCAAUAACAGAAGGUACGUGUACGAAACGCAGGACGUUGUCGUCGGCGGCUUUUCAAAAUGGCCGGAUACCUGCACCGAUCCCAUGCAUACGUACCUAGGGUUGGCCGGGUUAAGUCUUGUGGGGGAAAACGGGUUGUUGGAAAUUGUGCCAACCCUAAACAUAACCAACAGGGCGUUUGAACACCUAAAGUCACUACACGAUCAGUGGUCGAAAGAAUCGUAGUGCCCACAAGUGUUUUUGUACCAAGUUUUUUAAAUGAAACGGGUUUUGAAUAUCGAUAUUGGUCUUUUGAUAAAUAAUCUAGUGAAUUGUAAAUAUGUAUUAAAGUUAUGAAGUACGGUCCACGAGUAUUAAUAUGUAUACACUUUGGUACCAUGUCACAUUAACUUUUUUGACAAAUUGAACUGUAAGUCUCACUAAAUGUCAAAUAUGUUAGUGCGACAGAGUCCUAAAGUGGGUACAUUAUAUUGCUCAUGACUGUAUUUGUUCAGUUAUACUUAUGAGAUUUACACGGAGUAGCGUUUGGGAGCGCAAUUUGGGUACUGUAUUUAAUUUGUAUACUUUAUAAAAUCCAUGGUAUAACAAAACCAGGUAUGCUAAAUCCUACUAAAAGCCGUCAUUGCUAGCCGUUUGAUGACGUAAGUGUUACCACUAUGUUACUAUUAAAUUGAUAUCUCAAACAUUUCAAGUACGUAAAUUUUAUUGUUGAAAAUUAAGCGAAUUACUGACUAAUGUAUUUAAUUACUAUUACUUGUCACAUUUACUGAAAGUUAAAAAUAGUUGUGGGUAUUUUUUUACGAAAUGGCAACGCAGAAUGUGAUGACGUUAGCUGGGCUAACCUUGAAAUGUUAGCUGUUACUUUUGACCAUACCUGUUUUUGUUAUACCAUGAUAAAAUCAAUGAAAUGCCAGUGAAGGUCGCAAUAGGGGUGUGACUAAUAGUUAAAUUAGCUACUUUUUACUGUAUUUUUUUUUAAUGAAAUACUAACACGCAAUUCUUAAUAAUAGCUUAAAUAUUUUAAAACAAUUUAUCUAGUAAAUGCCUAUGCAUUAAGGAAGAGUGAGUAAACAGCUAACUUACGAGUAUUUCGUAGUUAUUUUUAACUUAAGACAUUUUUUAACAUAACUGGUGAAGAAGAACAAUACACCCAUGUAUUGUACAUACUAUAGACCUGUGCCUACCCCUUCGGCGGUACAGGGGCGUGAUGUUAUAUUAUAUUUGAUUUAGUCUAUUACCCCUAUUACGCCAUAUAGCGUUGAUAGUCUUAUAAAAUACUAGGUAUGUUCAAAGCAAAGUUGAUUUGCUAUUCAAGUAGGUAUGAAAUUAACAAGCCUUCCUUAGCCGUACCCCUCUAGGCACAAGUUGGUAUUGUGAUUACUGAUUAGGGUUCGACGAUCCAACGGUGUUAUGUUGGAAGUUGUAUAUAUGCGUCGCGGUGUGCAAACAUCGCUUGCGCGUUUCAGGACUGUAUUCGAUACUUUGCGCACCAUCUGUUGGUUAUGGGCGGAACUAGAUGGUCAACUAGUUAGGUUCCGCCACAGUCGGUAAAAAAUAAAUGAUAAAUAGUAUAGUUACAGCAGUUGCUACCAAUGAACUUAUGGUUGUAUUCAAUUAUCAAUUUUAAAUUAAUGAUCUGUCGUUUUGACUUCAUUUUCUGUGGAGAAUAAGUCAAAAUUUAUUUUGUUAGGUACUGAAUAUUUCUAAUAGAAAUACCACUAAAAGUCUAGACAAUUGUACUGAUUCCAGAAAACUCUUAAAUUUAUUUAAGUUGACUGUCAUUUUCUUAUCCGCUGACAAGGAAAGGGACGGGUAAUUGACAGCCUAAAAAAUUUAACUCUUGUCAAUUUUGAGCAGAACCUAUAAAAUCCUUUCAAAAUGUUAACGUUGCCGUAUAAGUUGACAGCACACGUCAAACGGAUUGCAUACCAACGAGAUGCAUAUUUGAUUCGUCCGGGUUAUUGUUUUAUUCACUCCUUCAUUUUGAAAUGAGUAGUUGUUAAUUAAAAUAAAUAAAUUAUCCAUCCAUUACCUUUUCGUCGGAAAAGAAAAUGACAGAUAUAACUUAAAUCAGGAGGUGCUCUAUUGUCUGGAUAGUUAGGUCUUUGCGUUGUGAUCAUCGAUCAACAGUACCAACAGUGAGGUAACAGACACACCCUACUGACAAAUGAGGUGUUAUUUAAUUUCUUAUACUAACUGUACUUUAUCUUUGGUUAAUAAGAUUAUUAUUAAAUCGGUUAUAGAUAUUCGUAGAUCGUUCUUGCUUUUAAAUUUUGAAUUUGGAAGUAAUAAACGGUGCUAUAUUUUAAACCGAAUUCGUAAAAAGGGGUUCUAUGUUCCACUGUCCUUGACAAUUCUUUUUUGCAGUAUUUUAGUUCGAUGGUCGCUAUUGAAUUGGUAUUGUUGAUCGAAAGUUGUGGUACUUGAAAUAAGCUGGGCAAUUAAUGUAGUACUUAAAGUAGGGUUCGCAUAUACCUACAGGUGCUAAGAAAAGGUACUCAGUACCGAAUUACGUCAAAUAUUAUUAAAACAACGAUUUUCGAAGAAUUACUUAAGUUAAAUAGUACAAUAGAUUUCUCGCGAUGUGCCAUAAACCUGCGAUGGCAUUUAGAACAUGUAGAUAGGCAUUUGUGAAAAUUUUGCACAAAUAAUAAUUUGGGUGUGGAUUGUGGACUACGCAUGGACAUUUCAGUUUGGAACCUCGCUACUGAAGAAUGGUAUAUGUAUAUGAAUGUUUGUUUUAUAUAUUCUCGAAUCGCGCCUCGCGCCGCAGCUUAAUAAAAUAUCAUUCAAAUAAGGGCUUGAAGCCCUUCUUCGUGGUCUUGUGAUAGGUUUAGUUUAUAUUGACUAUAUAAAUUACCAGAUAACUCGGUGUCAGCUAGCUUGCUACCAUCAGUUAUCGAAUUAUAUCAAUUGCUCGGUAGUUGACCGCCAGAACUCGGUUUUAGUUUGGGCGUUGUUGGAGGCAGAGUCGUGUAAGUAUGGCUUAAGACCUUUAGUCAGUUUAACCGGCUUCAAAAAAAGGAGGUUAUCAAUUUUUCCGCUUGUAAUGUGGAUGUGGCUUUAGCAAGGAUGCGCAGUCCACACUCGAUAUCUAUAAACACCAUGUAAUUUAUAAGUGUUUAGUAAAGACAUGGUCUAGUCUAAGCGACCAAUGUAUAAAGUUAAUAAAUGAGCACAAAAUAUUUUCAAUUUCCACUUUUGUGAAUUGUUGUGGUUAAAAUGUGAUGGACGUUCUGAAGGGGACUUUACCUCAAUAACUUUAAGUUGUUUCUACAUUGUACCAACUCGCUACUACGUUCUGUUAAGGUUUUAAAUUGUGUAUUUUUGUUGUGGGUGCCUCGAUGGUGCUUUAUUCCUACUCAAUACAUUUUGAAUGACUUUGUUUGUACUCAUUUUGAAGUCUAUUUACAUCAACCGUUACGGAUAGGCAUCAGCUUAUGAAAAAACCCGUUAUAAUAGUUUUUGCCCAGACAUCAUGUUUUUUUUCUGGAUUUCAGCCCACCGUGAGCGCAUUAGUUUAAAUUAUUUCCUUCUUAAUUUAAAUUAUUAUUACUCGAAUUCCUAAACUCAUCUACACAGGAUGUUCAAUGGACAUAUCGCUGUUUUAAAUAGGUAAAUGUGAAUAAAAUUAUCGAAUUCUAUGAUUUUGCCAUUUCAUAGAAUCAUUUAAACUAUUUUUGUAAAUUAAUUUUUGUUCUGCAUUAUUUUUGAGAUGUUAUGCAGUAUUCGAUUUGAUUUUGGAUUUUAUGAAUUGUUGUCGUAAUUUUGAAUCGUAAGAUAUAAGUAUAUGUAAUUAUUGUGUUGCAGAAGCAUUUAUUUCGAUUUAAUUUGGUUUUGUAUAGACGUUCAGAGUUAUAAUGAAAGUUUUUAAGCAGA